CCAGGCGGAGCCACUUUCUUCGCCGUCGCCAUGAUGCAUUGGCAACGUCACGCAGCCUGCGGUUGAUGUGUGUGUGUGUCGUGUGCGAAAGGAAGACGGCGGCGGCGGUGCCAAAUAAGUUGUCAAUCUCGAAGUUCGGAUGCCCGCUUAAGUUAAGACACUAGCGUCGCGAUCAUGACUUUCAUCACGUCGUGGGAAGAAUUCUCGAAAGCCGCCGAGAGGCUCUACCUCGCCGAUCCCAUGAAGGUUAGGUUCACUGUAAAAUACAGGCACUGCGAUGGCAAGCUCCAAGUCAAAGUAACAGACAAUCAAGUGUGCCUUCAAUAUCUGACAGAACAUUCUCAAGACGUCAAGAGGAUAGAAAAACUAACCAACCUGCUGAUGAGGCAUAUGGCAUCGAAGGAACGAUGACUGUGCGGCCUUCGCCCAUGCUUUGCGCGCCUUGUACAUUCUUCAUGCCUACAGACUGUCGUUUCCGGGAGACCUUGUUAAGUCUUUUGUGGACGUGGCUGUGGCGCUUGUUACGGGGUGAUGGCAGUUCUUCACUCAACUCUCUACACUGAAUACCGUUUUUGAUUUGAGCACGAGUGGUUUGUGCUCGUUCAGUCUUUUUAAGUGAGCAACGUGUGUGAAACCACUGUAAAUAGCGCUGUCUCCAGUUGCACCGUUCAUGGAAGAACUGUUGACGAGUACGGUGUGUGGCUGCUUUCUAUCAAAGGUCCUUUACGGGCCAAAUGCCUUGCUCGAAUCGAGCACUUUCAGGUCUGCUUGGAAGGCUGUUGACAUGUCCGGGCCAGAGACGACGGAAUUUACUGGCCAGAAAAAACGGUCAUGAAAAAGAUGAAUACGGCACCAGCAGAGCUUGGCCGACCUUGUGUGCUGUAGGUUGUGCAUAGCAAGCAUCUUCAACGCAAUGCAUUGCUUCCAGUCAAGCACACAUCAGGAAUUGUUCAGGAAGCAAACCUAACUAGCCAGCCAAAAGACCAGAGGAAACAGUCUUUGUAAAUCAUGGAUGCUGCAGCAGCAGCAAAGUUUGUCACAACUUUCAUGCAGUGACCUGUAUGAUUAGCUUGUUUACAAGUUUUGCAAAAAACUCGUGGGGGAAGAAGGCCUUGCUUGGAGAAGGCCACGACAAGACUACUCAGGUGAUUAUACAGGCUCUUGGCGUGUCCCUAGAGCGAAGGUGACAGCUUGCGAAAAGGGCAGAAGCGGUGGUCUUGUGCAACAUGCAGACCGCAAGGUGGGGAAGUGUGCUAAGGCUUCUGGGAUAUAUUGUCACUUGUUCAAAGAAAACUUCUCUCCGAUUGAAUGAAGCAUGGCUGACGACACUUAAGUGUUGAUGUGCUCUUACGCAUUUGCCUGAAGUUGUUAACCCGAGCGAGUUGUUUCUAUAUGCAAUCUCUGCAGCUCUAUUCAGGAUCAAACGCUUUUAAAAAAUGCGUUUCCGGUACACUUUUCUCACUCUUCUUCAUUUGUUGCACAAAAUUUCGUGCUGCCCAAAUCGGUUUCGUGUCGCUGACAUCGCUCGUUUUAAUUGAAUAAAACAGUGUAUGAAGCCUCACGUGGCAGGGUGUUGUGUUGUCGCUGCAUCUGUUGUGAAACUCGGACAAUACUGGCUGGAAAUGUUGGAAAGCCUUUAUUUUCUUGUUCGGAAACACUUCUCUUUUUUUUUUUACACGCACUGGUAAGCACAAGGUUUGGUGCACGAUAUUUUGAAAAAUCGGCUCAAGAUUUCGGUUGUUCCGACAAGCAACCCCCACCACACACUCUCGUACCACUCAUUUCAUGUACAAAACGCGCAAUACAUAGAUGAUGUAGGCUCAUUCCAAAGUGUAACUGCAGCCAAACUUCAUUCCUACUUGAGCCGGCAACAGAUUGUUCACUGAAACUCGCAAAGUACAACGCUCACACUCCUCGUACCCCCGUUUUUAUGUCCAGAAAGAUUUCAAAGUUGUGAAAUUACAUAGCGGAUGCAGUUCACCCAUUUAGAGAGGGCAAUCGGGUGACAAACUCCCACUAGCACCUCGCCUACCAAUGGCAUUCUCGACAUGCUUAGAAUUUUUUUGUCCAAGCUCUUAAAAAAAUACAGACCAAAUUUUUGUUGUGCUUUAUUAUGUUAUGAAGGAUGGUGCAGAGUUCAUUAGUUACAGUACGAAGCUCUGGUUUGAGAAUGCAACAAGGUUCAUUACACUGUCUUUUGACACAACCAGUUCAAAAUACAUGCCAAGCACACGUGCAGUGCAAGGCUUGAAAAGUAGGGUUCCACGGUUGGCAAUGCUUAUGGCCACAUUCUAAUUUCUGCAGUGUAACCAGUCUCGCUUUGAAAAGAAAGCACUCCUGCAUUUGUAGUACAUUUAAAUGCAUCACAUAUAAGCAGUUGCAAUGCCGUGUGUGAAUCUACAUUCCAGCAAAAUUGGAACUACUUUUUCGGGCUAUGAGGGCUGAAGUAUGUAGUACAUGGCAGUAUUGCUGAAAGGAGAAUGAAUUUCCUUAGCACUUUCUAAAAAGAAAAGAAGGGAUUUUAGUUGCUAGUAUGUGUGCAAUUUGAAAACAGGUGUAUUAUACGUAAGUCAGCAUAGGUGUUUACUCCUAAAUUUACCAGAGGGAGCUAUGGUGCUGCCAUCGCUAAACUACCAUGAGAAGGGCCAUGGUUGAUGGUAUAUGAAUUUGUCCAAUCUGUGACUGUGGUUCCAGAUGUUCUUGUGGCUCCAUUUAUUGCACUUUUAUCUCUGAAUUUCCUAGAAAUACCUAAUAUUCUAAACCUAUUGAGGCAAGUAAUUUUCUGCACGGAUGCAUAACCACACAAAUUAACCACAAAUAACCACAACAAUCCAAAUUGCACCCCACUAUGGUGGCUCCCUUGGAGUGACGGAAGCUAAUCUCAAAGGUGAUGCUUCUGUGUACUGCAGAUGCAAGAAUACUGCAGGAGCAUGCGUCAUUGCCAGUGUGUUUUGAACAUCGCCCAUAGCCAAUUGUUGCAUCCAUAGCAGCACAAUACUCUGUUGAUCAAUUUGCGAAGUCACAAGGCCGUCUGAAGCCGGAAAGAUGAUCUUCAGGCAAAUCCACAUACUGGUGGCCGAGCUACAAUGCUUGCAGCCCCCAGAGAUAUUGUUGUCGAAGUUCCCCCUUGUAAUUUUCAAAGGGAACCGAGCAAUAAGCACUAAUAAUUUAUACAGUUUAGUCGGGUUUUAGCACAUGUGGGCUUGUUGCACGUUUUACGCACAUCUCGAAAAUAAAAUUGCAUCUUCGCCUCCUGCUGCUUGUCAUCUGCUGGUCAACAACUUGCCUCGAGGAUGACUGACCAUCUUUAAUGGCACGAGAGCAUCGUUGGCCAAAGAGCGCCACAACUGCGUUUAUGGUCUCGUGCGAAUUUGCGAUGGCUCGCAGUUGGUUUGGAAAACAACUCGCCUUGUCUCACGCUCAAGACAAACUUCAGAAAGGAGUGGCCCUCAACCGGGCAACGUAAAUGGUGUGCAACGUUCAUACCAAAGUGCAGCUGCCUCCGGAGAAGUAAAGAAGCAAAGCAAGAUGAGAGAAAUUGAAAGCCGCACCAAGAUCUGCAGGAUCACUAGGCAAAGUAGUACAUUGUUCCGCCUUCAUGGCCAGAAAAGGUUGUUUGUAAAGACUGCACUAACUUUUCUCUUUUUCUGCUUUGUCACCACAAGAAAGUGAAAAGUGCCAACCCCACUUUCACUUGUGCUUGUCAACAAAUUUUGGCCAGGCACGUCCUGGGUAUUUCACACCUGGUUUCUUCACUUCCUAGAAAUUCCACAGAAACCAGUUUUCCGUGCUGGAUGAAUCUCGAGUUGUCACUGGACUCUGGACGCACAGCUGGAAGGUUUGCCUGCCACAAAAAGCAUCUGUUGCUGACAAGCCUUACAGCAGCAACGUUCUGAAUAUAGCUUUUCGUGCCAGUGUCACUCAGAUAGCGUUACAAUCAAAACUGCUAGUAAGUGCGGGUUCACUUGUGGUAGCUUCUUGCAGGAGUGAAACGACUUAAAUUGCACUGUUGCUACCAUCUACACAAGAUGGCAAAAAGCACAUUAACUGAAUCAAAAAGUGUGGUCCAAGAAUAGCGCAUUUCAGAAGGGUUCCACCAAAGAACCUUCAGCACUGAAGUAAAAUAUUGCACACCUACACCAAGCUCGGCGAUCCUGCAGGGGCUACAUAAGUAGCAGAACACUAAAGCAAUGUAUCGCUUUAAAUGCGAUACAUUUUACCAUACAAUGCAUUUUGUGGAUUUAAAUAUGGCAGCACAUUGUUGCUUCUCAGUGGUUAAGGAUUUCCACCAUUCACGUGCACAGCACCCAACGAGAAAAAAAAAAAAGGAAAAUUCGAUGGCUAGAAUUAUUGCCCAAAUUCUAGCUGCCAGCCAUACACUACAAUUCUUUGGAGAAUGCAGAAAGCCCAGUAGUUGAACGCAGUGCAAAACAGAAUGGCACUGCGUGUAAUGUUUGCUCGAUUGCCCAUCAAUUUCCGUAUCAUUGUAUCGCAACAGCACAUGCUGGUUAGUUCAUCCGUAGACAAUUAUUGAGGCAACAAAACUGUUGCAAACCGCAGUACUGAGCUUACUGUAAAUGAGGGACAUGCAUUCUAGUGUUAUGCAUAACACGUUUCAUUGAAUGUCUAAGCAGUAUCAUAACCUUGGCAUAACAAAGCUGAAGGGGGAAGCCACAGUUACUUUAUAUCAAUUUAAAAUAAAUUUAUGCAUCGUUAAAAUUAAAUGCUAAACACACGGGCUGCUAAAGGUAUCUUGAAGUGGAAUUAUGAUUACUUGGUUAUAUCCAUCAUUUCGUUACAAGGUUAGACUGUAGAUGCGCAUUCGGAAAUGUGAAUGACCAGCCGGACUUAGGCAACAGUGGUAUAGAAAACUCCCUUACUAACUGAAGGUUAACAGUGUAACCAAAGAAGGAUGAGGCAACCUUGUGAUAGGUUCACAAUUUCAUAGCUUUUAUUUACAAUCCAGCCAACAGUAGGCGUAAAAAAAAAGUCAUGCUCAGAGUUAAAAAAAAAAAUGAAGAGUCCAUGUGUAAAGACUUCUGCUUGCUUAUGCAUGUGCAGAAUUUCUUGCGUGUGUGUCUUUAUAAAUAAAUGGCAGUAGGUUAUUCUAAGGAACUUUGAAGUGGCUCUCACUAGUGCUGUUAGGUUAUCGGGCUUCAUCAAGCACUUGGCCAUGACUGUGGGAACUAAGCACGCCUUCUUGCUGCUGGUAUGCAAGUUUGCUGUGGAAAUUUAGAUCCGUGAAGACUCGAAAACCACUCCAAGGUCCCUUUCAAGUCAAAGUAAACAAAGCUAGCUAAAAAAAAUAAAAA
This is a messenger RNA of Dermacentor andersoni, 5312 nucleotides long. RefSeq names its product signal recognition particle 9 (gene Srp9). NCBI's taxonomy places the organism in Eukaryota, Metazoa, Arthropoda, Arachnida, Ixodida, Ixodidae. Gene Ontology annotation, cellular component: signal recognition particle, endoplasmic reticulum targeting. Gene Ontology annotation, molecular function: 7S RNA binding. Gene Ontology annotation, biological process: SRP-dependent cotranslational protein targeting to membrane; negative regulation of translational elongation. The record is from RefSeq and is a predicted model, not a curated record.